Molecule: messenger RNA, 1459 nt
Organism: Nelumbo nucifera (sacred lotus)
Lineage: Eukaryota; Viridiplantae; Streptophyta; Magnoliopsida; Proteales; Nelumbonaceae
Source: RefSeq, a predicted model, not a curated record
CCGCGCGCGCGAAGAAAGAAGAGAAUAGAGAUUAAAAAGAAAAGCCUGAAGGAAGGAGAACAAAACCUUAAGCAGUGAGAACGAACAAAGAAGAGUAGAGAGAGAGAGAGGAGAAGCCAAAGAUAGGGAGACAGAGAGAACGAAUAAAAAGAAGAAUACAGGGAGAACAGGUGCUGCGACCGUUGCAUUCAAGUCCAAAUCGAAGUCGAGAGCUUCUGACGUGCGGCGUUAUUAUUAGUUACACAGCUUUUGACACAGCUAUCAGGUUUAGAUAAUUUGUGCUCACUGUUUGCAGCCCUAAACUCCGAAACUGUCUGGACUGUGGACUGAAAUCACUUCUCCUCCAACCCUUGCUGGUAAGCCUGGUUAGUGCAAUCAUAUAGUUGCAGCAUUGUAGACGCAGACUCCUUCAAUCACCAAAUUUCAGGAAUGGCUGGACAAUCUGACCCUCACUUAUCAGUUUUUUCUGCAGCUGAGGUAGAGUUUCUUGCAGAAGAUGAAAUGGUAGAGAUUGUUCCCAACAUGAAAAUGGGCCCUCUAAAUUUUAUUUGUGGUGACUUUGGUCCUUUUCGUCCACAAAUUGCAACUGAAGUGCCGCUAUGGCUUGCAGUAGCUUUGAAGAAGAGGGGAAAAUGUACAAUUCGACCACCCCAGUGGUUGUCUGUUGAAAAGUUGACACAGGUCUUAGAAGCUGAACGAGAUUCUCCUAGAGAAUUUCAGCCAUUACCAUUCCAUUAUGUGGAAAUUUCAAGGCUUCUGUUUGACCAUGCGCGUGAUGACAUCCCAGACGUAUACAUGGUGAGAUCUCUAAUUGAGGACAUCAGGUAUGUACGGUUUAGUAAGGUUGAGUCCGGGCUGGAGACAAUUUCUGGUCGUACACAUGCUGUCAAACUUAAAAAUCUAUCUGCAAUGGAAGUCAAUAUAGUUCGGCCAUUUGUUGUGAGAACCCUGCAGGCUUUCUAUAAGCAUGAUAGUCCACAGAUGAUACAACAUCCAGACACAGCAGCAAACAGACCGCCACAAGUAGCUGAUCGGGGUCCAAGACGGGAUCUGCGGCGACGUUAGGUGAAAAUAUUAUUUUCUGCAUUCAAGGAGAAUAUGGUUGAUUUUCUAUCUUAACCACCUUCCUAUCUACAUGGAUGAUAGUAAUUUUAUCAUGCAAAUGAGGUAAAUGUGGUUCUUCUGUUUUGUUUCAUACAUUUCUAGCUGAAGGUUAGGCCUUGCCGACUGUUUGUACAAAGAAUUGAUUCUUUCCUUUUUCACUGAAAAAGGUAGGGAAAUUAUUUAUUCUGAAAUGAUUUUUGCCAAGGCAAGCAAUGUCAACGUACUUUUUCUGAUGGUUCUCUUUCAAUUGAUUUACAUCCUAUCCCUUUUCAUCAGCUGCACUUACUAGUUGUUGGGAUCAUGAAAAGCAGCUAUUUUACAUUUUACUUGCAGAAGCAAAAAAAGUUGAAAGAUG